CGCACUUUGUGCUUGUAAACAGAAGCUCGCACGUGACAUCGAGAGCGGAGACUGCAUUGUCAGAAAAGACAAAGAGCCACAGUGUGCUCUCGAGUCUCGGCCAGGUGAGCGGCCAGGUGUUAUGGCAACCGAGGUUAUCUGUCGCUAUAUGACGCCGACUUUGUUCUUUUUGCCACACCGCGGUCUCGGGACGGGUUAUAUCGUUUAAACGUGAUGUUUUCAAUCACAGAACCGAGCGCGCGGAAGGUUAAGACCUUUGCUAGGCUCUCUGUCGCUCGUAGGCAGCUGGCGGCAUCCUUCUGAAGCUGUAAAGCCUUUGUUUUUGCUGUAAAUUUAGCUGACAGUUGCUUUAGCUGCUAUUAGCUGUGUUAAGCUAGUAGCAGCGUUUCUCCUCGACGUCAGAGCUUUAUCCGCUCCAUCCUCGACGUGUCUUUUUAUAUUUUGUUAUUUUUGUUCCAUUGGUUGCAUGAGAUGUCAUUCGCCAUGGAGGAUAACUUCGAGUCCGGAUGGGUGUCAGUUCGGCCCAAAGUGUUCGACGAAAAAGAGAGGCAUAAAUUUGUUUUCAUCGUGGCCUGGAACGACGUGGUGGGAAAGUUCGCCAUAACCUGCCACAACAGAACCGUGCAGAAACGGAGCACUUUCCUGGAGCUGGACUGUAGCCCCGCUGCGGAGCUUCCUGUCCCUGCUGCGGGGACACAGGGAGACAACCUGGUCACGGCGAAGGAUGAGACCUGCCAAGCGGGUACAGUUAAACCAAACUCUAGCCCGAAAGCAAAAAUCACUACUGGGGCCUGGAAGGCUUUGAAGGACGUAAACUUGAAUACUUUUGAGUGCGUUAGUCACGCAUUAGGGUCCUGGGAUGUAGUCACACCGAAAGGGAUGGACGUUGAGAUCCUGGACUCCAUGAAUGUCCCAUCCUCUCCUGAUGAUGCGGACUGUGAGACCAGCGGCCGGGAGGACUUCAGCUGGGCCGGGCUGUUCUCCUUCCAGGACCUGCGAGCGGUUCACCACCAGCUGUGCGCUGUCAACUCGGACUUGGAGCCGUGUUUACCCUCGUUCCCGGAGGAGCAGUCCGGCGUGUGGACGGUGCUGUUUGGCGUCUCCGGGGUCUCGCAGCGGGACAUGGACGCCCUGUGCUUCCAGCUGCAGGUGUACCUGGGUCAUGCUCUGGACACCUGUGGCUGGAAGAUCCUCUCCCAGGUGCUUUUCUCAGAGAGCGACGACACGGAGGAGUACUACGAGAGCCUGAGUGAGCUGAGGCAGAAGGGCUACGAGGAUGCACUGCAGGCGGCCAAAAGACGCAUGCAAGAGGCGUUGGACAAGCACAAAGCCAUUGACAGCAUGGUGGAGCUACUGCAGGUGUAUUCAGAAGAAGAUGAGGCUUAUGGAGACCUACUGGAGGCCAUCACCCAGCUUUACCACUACCUGCUUCAGCCCUUCAGAGACAUCAGGGAACUGGCAACUUUGCGACGACAGCAAAUUAAGAUCUGCCUGGAGACGGAGCGCCUGGGCCCUCGCCGCGUCGAGAGCCUGAGGAAAGAGGAUGAGGAGUGGCAGAGGAAGGCCCACUCUGCAGUGCUCUCCAUUCAAAACCUGACUGUCAAGUUCUUUGAAACCACGACUCGAGCCCAGAAGGCACUGUACGAGCGAAUGCGUGUGGACCAGAGGAAGUUCGGAAAGUCAUCCUGGGCGGCUGCAGUUGAACGCAUGGAGCGGCUGCAGCACGCUCUCUCCAAGGAAACGCUGCAGCUCAUGAGAGCCAAAGAAAUCUGCCUGGAAGAGAAGAAACACGGCUUGAAGGAGGAGAUGCAGAAUCUGCAGGGAGGAGAGGAUGCUAUGGCACGUCUGGACCAGUUGGAGGCGCUGUAUUAUGAGCUUCAGCUGCAGCUGUACGACAUUCAGGCCGAGGUGCUGCGCUGCGAGGAGCUGCUGCUGACCUCGCAGCUGCAGAGCCUGCGCCGUCAGAUGACAGAGCGACAGGAUGAGGUGGUGUACUACGAUGCCUUUGAGAGCCCCGAUGCCAUGAAGGAUAAAGAAGAGCCGGCGGUUCCACUGUGGCCCCUCAAAGAUGCAGAACUCUACCUCCUCCAGCAAAGGACGCGGCAACUCGAGGCCCGCCGAGGUCGCAUCACUGCCAAGAAAGUCUACCUCAAACACAAGAAGGAAAUCUGUAUUGUUAAUCACAACCAGAAGAUACAGCAGAGACAAGGAAGUAAUUCUGGCUGCAACUCUUUAAAGGCAGGGGGCGGAGCCGAGGAAGAUGAUGAGGCUCAGAGAAACGCCUCGGUGAUUCAGGAGAGGCAGAGGACUCUGGACAGACUUCGUAGCCUAAAGCAGCGGUAUCCAGGUCAGUUCACUCUGAGGUCCAGCCGGCAGCAUCUGACUCACACUCGCAGUCGGCAGCGAGCGGGCCAGCAGCCCAGCACCCAGGAAGUCAGCGUUCAGACCGACUCCGCCCCCGACCUCCCAGAACUCUCAGCUCCUCCCCCCGCUGACGGCGACAGCGUCUCCCUUCCCUCCGUUGACCUCCGAAGUCUAGAAGACACUUCGCCUUUCUUCUCUCUGCCUCCUCUCUUAUCGUCUCCGUCUGUUCUGUCACUGGAUCUGCCUCCUCCUCCUCCCCCUCCUCCUCCCCCACCACCACCUCCUCCUCCAUCACUUCCUCCCACAGAAAACCCCCCAGCCAGCCCUGUGCGGGAGCUUAAGCAUGAGUCUGAAUCCUCCUCGCUGCCACUGGCUCCUUUCUCCCCUCGCUAUUUUGACAGCAGCCAGCUGCUGUCAGCGAGGACGAAGCUGAGAAAGACAGCAUCUCUGGACUCAUCUCAGUGGAGGAGAGUGAGCUCACCCAUGGACGAGGUGUUAGCCUCUCUGAAACGCGGAAGUUUCCACUUGAGGAAGGCGGAGUUGCGGGUCCUGGGCCCCGACCCGGACGACGACAGCAACAAUAUCCUGGCUCAAAUUCGACAGGGUGUCCGUCUGAAAAAAGUCCGUACCCGACCGGAACAACAACGCCACCCAAAGAGCUUCCCGCACUCGGCCGACGCCCUUACCCGCAGCAUCCACGAGGCCCUGAGGAGGAUCAAAGAGGCGUCUCCGGAGUCUGAGUCAGAGGACGAAGGCCUUCCCUGCACCGACUGGGAAAACUAAAGUUUGAAAAGGUUUCAAACAUCAAAACUUGACUUUUUUUUUAUUCCAUGCAGCCAAAUCAGUCGAGCCCAACCCGAGUCGAGCAGACAAGCUGGGGUCACUCGAGGACGCCUUGGUGCAAUUCAGACAAGAAGAAAAAAACAUUUUUAUACCAGCAGACAUUUGUUAUUUGUAAAGAAGGGUCAUUCUUCCUGUUGUUUUUUACAUGUUGAAGCUCUCAUCGAGGGCACAGCCUCUAACCUCCUGUUAGUCGUACUGUAGCUCGCUGCGAUGGCUUUGCUUUAAGCACCCGGUUUCUCGACUGCACAGCAGCCAUUUUAUAGCAGAGUUCUGCAGAAACGUCAUCAGUCCGCGCCUCUGCUUCUGCUCUCACAGAUGCUGUUAAUCCCAGCUCAGUGUUUAAAGAACGCCUCCGAUCCACUCGUUAGGGGUCGCUCGAGUCGGUGAUCAGAUGAUUUUACUGCCGUUUGAGAUUCAAGAGAAACUUUAUCAUGAUUUAAAUAUCAGGUUUGAGUCAAAAUAAACAGAUAACAGUUCAGAGGAACGUAAGCACUUUUAACAUAAAUGAGUAAUGGAUGUGCUGAAAAUGUAAACAAAAAGCAGAUUAUUUACCGUAAAAUUCAUUUUUAACUUUCUGGAGCCUUUUAGCAGGAUAUGAAGCAGGCUUUACUGCCCUCUGCUGGCCGCCAUCAGGAUCACCACAACAUCAGCAUAAUUUGUGAUGUUUGUUUAUUUUAGGGAACCUCUAUAUUUAGUGUGUGUGUGUGUGUGUGUGUUUAGGUUAAUCACUAACUUCAUUCUCUUUUCAUGUCUGCUGUUUUACAGAUUUUUUUCCCUUGCAUGCGUUACUCACUUUGUGUUGGAUUUUGGUGCGUGUGAUUGUGUUUUUAUUUUAACUUUUGGUUUUCAAAUGCACUUUUGACUCCAAAAUCAACAUAUUUCUAGUUUACCACUAUGCAUUUAGUGCUUUAGCUUGUUUUUCUUCCCUGCUGAUUGUUUAGUGGGAGAUUCAGUAGCUUUCUGUUAGCAUAGCUUAGCAUAAAGUCAGGCAAUGGAUCCAACCAAAAGAUACACAUCAAAGGAAAUGAAAAGUUUGUCGGUGAUAUUCGUGAUGACGAGAUAUUCUAGAAUGUUUUCUCUGAUUACUCGCGGAUUGAUUGUUGUAACUUUAGAACGGCGGAAGAAUCAGAAAAUAAAUUUCUAAAGUCAAAUUCUAAAAAAGCAAUUUUGGGGGAAAAAAAGCUAAAAAUGUUGUUUAAAAUCUGCAACCAAGAGGGAUCAUUUCUUUGGGGUAACGGAAUUGUUUACAUCUCAAACAGCUGCUUUCUAGGUCACGUUUCCCUCUCUGCGCUAAGCUAACCGUAGCUAAGUGUCAUCGUGAACGACUGACGUGGAGUUCUUCCUCAGCUCUGUGUAAGCGGCCCACAGUAGAAACAAUUAGCCUUUUUUCAUCGUUUAAAUGUCUUUUUUGUGCUUCAGAUUGUUUUCAUGACUUCUCUGACUCGUUACCAGUUACACAUGUGACCAGUCUAAGGACAAAGCCAUCACAACGUAUGUGCAAUAAUGAAGAUGGAGGUUAAUGAAAGUUACUGUAAUGAAAUGUAAAUCAUGGAAAAAGUAUCCACAUGCCUAAAUGUAUUGAAGUAUUUAUUGAAGCUUCACAUUUUAAAUGAUUUUUUAACGUAUAAAUGUACUUUAUGAUGUUUUCAUUACAUUCCUGUCUGCUUUUCA
Messenger RNA from Nothobranchius furzeri (turquoise killifish), 4878 nucleotides. It is a transcript of the gene jmy, whose product is annotated as junction mediating and regulatory protein, p53 cofactor. Gene Ontology annotation, cellular component: cytoplasm; nucleus. NCBI's taxonomy places the organism in Eukaryota, Metazoa, Chordata, Actinopteri, Cyprinodontiformes, Nothobranchiidae. Gene Ontology annotation, biological process: intrinsic apoptotic signaling pathway by p53 class mediator; Arp2/3 complex-mediated actin nucleation; positive regulation of apoptotic process. Gene Ontology annotation, molecular function: Arp2/3 complex binding; transcription coactivator activity; actin binding. The record is from RefSeq and is a predicted model, not a curated record.